Coffea arabica (coffee) is the source of this 3992-nucleotide messenger RNA. RefSeq names its product probable phosphopantothenoylcysteine decarboxylase. Gene Ontology annotation, cellular component: phosphopantothenoylcysteine decarboxylase complex. Lineage: Eukaryota; Viridiplantae; Streptophyta; Magnoliopsida; Gentianales; Rubiaceae. Gene Ontology annotation, biological process: coenzyme A biosynthetic process. The record is from RefSeq and is a predicted model, not a curated record. Gene Ontology annotation, molecular function: FMN binding; phosphopantothenoylcysteine decarboxylase activity.
CUCUCCCGGUCUUUCCCGCUCACCUUGCCUCUCCGGUUACUGAACGGGAAAUUUUCUGCUGCAAUUCUUUGCAAUAAAAGGGAGCUGCUAGUUGAAUUCCACCAGGUAUAUUUGGUGCAUAAUUCCAGAGAAGCCAAUCGCCUUGCGGACAGCUUAGCUAGGAAAAGCAGCAGUAGUGAUUGUGGGCUUAUUGUUUUUAAUUCGUGCCCCUCUUUGACUGUUAGAUAAUUUAAGGGGAUUAGCACUUUCCAGGAUGACUGUAAAUUCUUAGCUCUGUAUACGUUUAGUUCAAAGCUAUGCAUGGCGCUUACCAAAAUACAGAAAAAUAAAAAGUAAGUUGUCUUCCUGGGCCACCCCUCUUUUGCCGGAACACAUCGUCAUUCCUUCACCCAGUAACUGAAUCUGCAGCGUCCUGCACCAGUUAUGGAAAUUGCUGAAUCACUGAAAUUGGAUAUGGAAGUUGAGAGUAAUACUUCUUUGAGGAAACCUCGAAUCCUACUCGCUGCAAGUGGAAGUGUGGCUGCAAUAAAGUUUGCAAACCUUUGUCAUUGCUUUAUUGAAUGGGCAGAAGUUAAAGCAGUUGCUACAAAAGCUUCUAUGCAUUUCAUAGAUAAAGCUGCACUUCCUAAGGAUGUGACUCUUUACACAGAUGAGGAGGAAUGGUCAUCAUGGAAUAAGCUAGGAGAUGAUGUGCUACACAUUGAGCUCCGUAGGUGGGCUGAUAUUAUGGUCAUUGCACCUUUGUCUGCCAACACACUUGGGAAGAUUGCAGGAGGAUUGUGUGAUAAUUUGCUUACCUGCAUUGUGCGAGCAUGGGAUUAUAGUAAGCCACUUUUUGUAGCUCCAGCCAUGAACACAUUAAUGUGGAACAACCCUUUUACAGAACGGCAUCUUAUGUUAAUUGGACUGGGGAUCAAUCUUAUUCCACCUGUAACCAAGAGGCUAGCUUGUGGAGACUAUGGGAAUGGUGCAAUGGCUGAACCUUCGCUCAUCUUCUCAACUGUAAGGCUCUUCUUAGAAUCCAGGGGUCAAUCAAGCAAUGGCAGCCAAUGAACACCAUAUCACAAGGUUGUGACCAAAACAAUUUGAUAUGCAGUGCACACAUGUUACCCAUCCAACAUGCAUUAGAUGUGAUUUUUGUACUGAUCACCAAUCUUGUUGUCCAGAUUUUUUAUUAUGCUUAAAUACAUCUUCUGUCAUACACCAUAGAAAACCUACUUAAAAAUGGGUUUCUUUUUAGAGUUGAUUGAAAUUUUUGUUGGACAAAGCAUGAAUUUCCUGAUUCGCUCUGUAUGAGCUGCUCGGUUGAUGCAAAACAAAAAUAAUUAGUACCAAGUGUCCGACAGUUCCUUGGAGGUCCAUUGAAAAUUGUGUGACUAAUAUUCAUUCCAUAUGGAGGCAGAUAAAUGUGAAACCUGCCAAAAAAAGGGGAGAUACUUAAAGAGAGUUUCAGUCAAAUAAGAAUUUGAAAGCUAAAUGUGUUGCGUAUACUGCUCUUGGAACUGCAUUAUGUAAAAGAUACUUGUGGCAUGCAAUUGAAUUCCUCGUCUUAUGUUUGAACUUCACUUUUGUUCUACAGCUCCAGUAGUCUAUCAUCCCUGUUCCACAAUGUCAAUCUGUUUCAUCAGGAAGGGAAGCUGCUUUCUUUUCCUGUCUGCUUCAAAUCUAUUUGUGUUUGACAUUUUGUCAAAUCUAUGAAUAAUAUUUUACCCACAUGCUUGUGAAAUGGAUCCAGUUUUUCCGUUUAGCUUUGCUAAGUAUGCAUUUCUUUAAAGUACCCUUUUCUAUGUAUUCUUUUGUUAAUGCAUUAGUGUCCACUCUAGGUAAAAUUUGCUCUUAGUUUGAUUUGCAUUUCACUUAUUUUUGAUGGUGUAUGAUCUAUGUGGACCAUUUUUUGCAUAGUUUGUAAUCCUGUAACUUCGGUAUUGUUAUUCUUGAAAAUUGUUCCUCAACACUUUCUUCUAUUUUUGCUGGGAUCUGGACCCUGGAAUGAUAAAUUCCUCUGUGUUUUCCUUCUAUUGAAUUGUCAAGUCUUUUCUCUGUCAAUUUAUCAAUGUGAAUCACCUGCAUAAUUUAAGUCGAGUAGUUUGAACCUAGUGUAAGGAAGGAGACAUAAGAAAAGGAUAAAAUUUACAGGCAGCCUUUGCCUGUAUAUUCAUGGAUGUCUUUGUCUGUUUUUCUGAGUGAUAUACAUAGAGCACAAUUUUUUUUCUUUCACUAGAUUUUGCCUUCUGUGACGCAUCAUAAUUUUUUUAGAACUGCUGCAAUAUAAACAGGUUGUUGAAUUCUUGAAGUUUGAACUGGGAUGCUGGUAGUGGGAAAUUAUGCACUUAGGACUUAAAUUGGUCUUUAGUAAUAAGCAAUUUCUUUCAACCUCCUGUGCUCAAUAAUAUGCCUCAUCAGAUGCAUUGAAUCUUUGAUUCAGUGAAAGUGUAAAUCUUAGUAUUUAUCGUACUUGUAGCUACUAUUAGAAGUAGGAGUUGCUGCAUAACUUCUGGUUUUCCAGAAGAGUAAAGAGGUUACUGGGGAUGUAACCAUUUUUGGAAAUCAAACACACAAGAGGAAGGCAAUUUUAGCAUAACGAUGCCUCUUUUCAUUCGUUGAAAAUUCCUCAUUUUGAUAAGAACUUUGGGAUGCUAAACUUAGCGCGGAAAAAGUUUCUUAUUCUAGACAUUUGAGCCUCUCAUUUAUUUUCUGUUGUCCAUUAAUUGUUGAGACCAGAAAGAUCACAGCUGUUAAUUGACUUGCACUUUUCAAGGACCUUUUGAUUUUGUGUUGCUCUAAACAUUUGUUAAAGAGGUUAGUUUUUUAUGUAUUUCACACAGAAAGGAUUUUUCAAUUGCUUUUACAAGCAUUCUGGUUCUGUGUGAAUUAAAAUUGAGUUGGAGAAAGAUAAGAUUAAAAUUUGAGAGUUUACAAAGAGUUCUGUCUCUGAAACGAAGUUUAAAGCCUUCAGAAAUUGGGAGUUGUACUAUGUUGUUGUUGUUUGUGGGGGGUUGUGCAUGAAAGAUGAUUCCGAUUGUACAGAUACUAUCGCCGUCCCUGCUUUUUCAGGACAAUGUCUUGCACAGUUUUGCAUGGCCUGAUGGGAAAUGCUUUGCAUCUAUGCUUGAAGAUCUUUGAAUCCCCUGGAACGAGUAAGAUUUUCUACAAGAAUCAGUUAUUUUGCAUUAAUGAUGCAUAAACUGGAUAACUCGUUGAUCAGCUGAUAAACCUCAACAUUAUCACGAACAACAGAACAAGUCAAACAAAAAGAAGUCAUGCAAAUGCAGAUAUAUUAUCAAGAAUUAUUGGCUCUGGUUUCUUUUCUUCAUUGGCAGCAGCAGCACCACCAUCUCCCGGGGCAGGAGCUGGAGCAGCACUUACUGCAGCAGCAAACUUGCUGGGAUCCUACAAUUUGUACGAUGUCCAAAGAUGAAUUCGAUUUCAGUUAUGCUUUUGAUUAGAUUAAGUUGACUAGUACGAGAAAUUAAGUUACAUACCUUGAGGUACUCCGUGACCUCAUCAGCCUGAGGGAAAGAGUAUUCAGUCUCGACUGCAAUGGCCAGGGCAUUUUUGUACCCAUUUAUCAACAUGUGAGGUGCAGCUGACAAGGCUGGGUAUGAAAUUUCCAGAGAAAGAGAAGUUGCCAUAGAAAGUCCCACCAAGAACUUCACAGCUAGAUCAUCUUCUGUCAAAUCUAGCACUUCAGGGCUAAAGACUGAUCCAUUCUCAUAAACGGCCUGGACAAUAAGGCCAUAAGAGAAUGGCCUAACCCCAAGCUUUGAAAGCAGAGCUGACUCAGAGGAACCAACUUUAUCCCCUUCUUAAUCAGCUCCACAGCAGUAAUAAUUUCAACAGUUCCCUUAUUAAUCUUAGUGGGGAUAUUGAGAACCUGGACACAUCCACAUGUGAGAGUAAACAUUUACUUGUAUGCAUUCAAAAUUCCCUGUGGAUGAUCAGAACUGGGUUGCAAAUUUCAAUUUGAGCUAUAUUGACGAGUUUAGUAAUCA